This is a messenger RNA of Cottoperca gobio, 3060 nucleotides long. RefSeq names its product glycerophosphocholine phosphodiesterase 1 (gene gpcpd1). Gene Ontology annotation, molecular function: glycerophosphocholine phosphodiesterase activity; starch binding. The transcript has 20 exons. Gene Ontology annotation, biological process: glycerophospholipid catabolic process. The record is from RefSeq and is a predicted model, not a curated record. The coding region runs from base 357 to 2384 and encodes 675 amino acids. NCBI's taxonomy places the organism in Eukaryota, Metazoa, Chordata, Actinopteri, Perciformes, Bovichtidae.
UUGGUAGUAUGUUCUUUGACUCAUAACCAAUGUGUAGCCAGCUCUGUUACGGUCAGGUUUUUACUGUUAGAUUGUCGCUAUAGUAUUAUACCUUUAUUGUUGUAAUUGUUACACCAGGCGUUAUUUGUGUCCUAGGAAUAUUUUUUAUAGUUAUGGUAAAGAUUUAAGGGUAAAUCGCUGGCGCUGAACCAGCUGGUCCGAUAUGCUUUCACUUAGACUUUCUGCGGGAUAACGUAAGGCGGACCUGGCUCACUGAACCCUCCAUCUUAAACUGCCCAGGCCCGAUACGUUCUGUUUGCUGCCAAAAUCCAGAAGCUUGUUCCUGCCGCCAGUCUUUCUUUGUGCCUGUGUCAACUAUGGAGACCACUCAGGUGACUUUGGCUGUCAGAGGAGAAACAUCCGCAGGGGAGGUGAUUGCAGUUGUUGGGAGUUGUGAAGCCCUCGGAAGCUGGGGCCAUCAAAGAGCUGUGAUCUUACAUCCACAUGGGAAUGAUGGAAAUGUGUGGACUACAACGAUCACUGUGCCUAAAGGAGUUGUGUCCAAGUACCGCUAUCUCAAGGGCUUCUUUCUGGAGUCAAAGAGUGCAGGUGGUCCCUUUCAAGUGAUAGUCAAUAUGUGGGAGACCCAUCAACAACCCCGCAUGAUGAGCCCCACAGCAUCACACCAGCAUAUUGACGAUGGACAAUUUGGAAUUCACAACGGGGUGACUUGUGUUGACUCUGGGUGGCUCACGUGCCAAACAGAGAUUCGCCUGCGUUUGCACUAUUCUAAGACGUCUCCAGUGUCCAUCACCAAGAAGAAAUUCAAGAAGUCUCGCUUCAGAAUCAAGCUGACAUUAGAGGGCUUUGAGGAGGAGGAUGAAGAUGAGGAGGAAGAGAAACUUAGUCCGUCAUCUUUGCUCAAGGAGACCACCACUCUGGAGAUCAGCAUGAUCAGUGCCAACGGCUAUAAGUCGCGCCACUCGCAGCCUGAAUGUGGGUAUGCAAUGGAGCCCUCCCAGUGGACCGAGUACAGUAUCCACACCAUGGACCCAUACAACCUGGAGCUCACCUUUGAGUUCUUUGAGGAGGAUAUGGGUGAGCACGUCGUCCAGGGGGAUGCUCAUCCAGGAUUUGUGGGCACAGCUUGCCUCCUCUCCUCCUCUUUCGCAGAGAGCGGUAAGGACUUCGGAGUGGCCACACUUCCCAUAAUGGGUCGAAAUUCCAGACAGACCAUCGGAAAAGUCAGAGUGGAUUACCUGGUGAUUCGUCCGAUCCAGGGAUUGCAGUGUGACAUGAGCUCCUCCUUCACCAAGUACUGGAAGAAAAGAAGUACUCUGGAUGUGGGCCACAGAGGAGCCGGCAGCUCACACGCUGCCAAGCAUCACAGAGUCAGGGAAAACACAAUUGCCUCAUUCAAAAGCGCUGCCAACCAUGGUGCAGCCUACGUAGAGUUUGAUGUUCACCUCUCCAAGGAUUCAGUUCCUAUUGUAUACCAUGAUCUGACGUGCUGCAUAUCCACCAAGAAGAAAAAUGACAAGACGUCUCUGGAGCUUAUUGAGGUUCCAGUCAAAGACUUGACUUAUGAUCAGCUGCAGCUUCUGAAGCUGGCCCGUGCAACUGCGAUAAAAGAAAACGAUGACAAAGAUCUUCUGGACGAUGAAGAAGAAGUUGAUGAGCAUCAGCCGUUCCCUUCACUCACACAGAUCUUCCAAGCUAUUCCGGAGCACGUGGGCUUCAACAUUGAGCUCAAAUGGAUCAGCCAGAUGAAGGACGGGUCAUGGGAUGGCAACCUAUCAUCCUACUUCAACAUGAAUACCUACCUCGACAUCAUUCUGUCCUGUGUUCUGCAGAGAGGCGGGAAAAGACGCAUCGUCUUCUCCUGCUUCGACCCAGAUAUCUGCACCAUGGUGCGUCAAAAGCAGAACAAAUACCCUAUCCUCUUCCUGACUCAGGGAAUUUCAGAGAAGUACCCUGAACUGAUGGACAUCCGCUGCCAGACCACUCAGAUCGCCAUAAGUUUUGCCCAGAGUGAGAAUAUCAUGGGGAUCAGUGCCCACACUGAGGAGCUGCUGAAGAACCUUUCCUACAUUGGGAAUGCCCAGUCUAAAGGCCUGGUGGUGUUCAGCUGGGGAGAGGACAACAACGAGCAUGAGACCAGAAGGAAGCUGAGAGAGCAGGGAAUUGACGGGCUCAUCUAUGAUAGUAUCUGUGAUGAGAAGGGGGAGGAACCAAACAUCUUUCAGGUAGAGGAGCAGCACACACUGCAGGAGGUUAUUACAGACGAGACCCGAAACAGCUCCACAUGUUCCUGCUACUCUUUUCCCUGCUCCAUGGCUCCCUGCAUUGCUUCCAAGGCCCGUUCUGGCAGCGCCGAGUCCGAUUCCGGCCUCAGCUCUUCUUAAAUGAGAUCUUACAAACAAACCACAGAUUCAAACUAUUGUCUUGCAUCUUCACAAAGGUUUUUGUUAUUUAUGCUUUCUAUUGAAAUAGGUGGAAGUUUUGCCAAAACAUUGUAAGGCAGCCAUGUUUAUAUUUUUUCAGAAUAGUCUUUACACAGUAGUGGAACAUUGGGAAAUCUUUCAUGACGGUGGAUAUUUAUUUAGCUAGGACGUUGCAUAGCUUCAUAGUCUAAGUGCUCAAAUUUGAACGCAUAUGAUAUUUUACGGGUGAAACAGAACUGCAAAAUUAAGUCGUAAAAUUCAUAAUGAUGAAGCGUAAUGCUAUUUUCUGUUUCUGCUGUAAUGUCUUUUCUGUGCAUGUAGCCAUUACUUUAAAAGUGUUAUUUUUAUUGUCUCGAGUCUCAAUGAGCAAUUGCUACAGGUUGCUAUUUCAGGUUCAGCGCAUAAAUCAUUUGGGAGGUGCAGGUUCGCAUUAAUAAAUGUGCACCUCUUUGUGGAUAGUCUAAGGCAAGUAGAAGAAGCCUGCAUGAGUGAUUCAUUUCCUUUUCAGUGGACAGUUAAAAGCACUCCUACUUUCUACGCCAACUGCUUAUUGUCUUUGAAGAACUCAUAGCUAUUGUAUUGUAAAUGACAUUCUGGAUGCACUAUAUCCUUAAUUCUUUCUAUCUACUUGAUUUGA